CGGGCUCACAUCGCCGCCGUCGCUUCGCUCCCACUUGAGGCUGAAAACCUUCCGUCCGGCCGCCGGUGGAGACGAGCAGAGCCAUGGCAGGGGACGGCUCGGACCAGCGGGCGCUGCAGUAUGAACAAACUCUGAUGUAUGGCCGCUACACCCAGGAGCUCGGGGUGUACGCCAAAGAGGAGGCCGCUCGGCUGAGGGAGAGCGGGCAGAGGAGGUCAGGCGACCGCAGCCGGACCCUGGACCUGCUGGAGUACGACAAGGGACGCUGCGCCAAAUGUCGCAGGUCAGGGUACCCGUAUGUUCUGGAACCCCCAGCCCAGGACUUUAUAUCCGUCUGCACGGUUCGCUGUCAGAAGUUCCUGAUCUCGCGGGUCGGGGAGGACUGGAUCUUCCUCAUCCUGCUGGGACUCCUCAUGGCCCUGGUCAGCUGGGUGGUGGACUUCUGCAUCGCCAUCUGCCUGCAAGCACAGAAGUGGAUGUACGGUGGUCUGGACAGCAACGUGUUCCUGCAGUACCUGGCCUGGGUCACCUACCCCGUGGUCCUCAUCACCUUUUCUGCCGGCUUCACUCAGAUCCUCGCCCCGCAGGCUGUUGGUUCAGGCAUCCCAGAGAUGAAGACCAUCCUGCGAGGUGUGGUGCUGAAGGAAUACCUCACCUUUAAAACCUUCGUGGCCAAAGUCAUCGGCCUCACCUGCGCCCUGGGCAGCGGGAUGCCUCUGGGCAAGGAGGGUCCGUUUGUCCACAUCGCCAGCUUGUGCGCUGCUCUUCUCAGCAAGUUCAUGUCUCUGUUUGGGGGAAUCUACGAGAAUGAGUCGAGGAACAUCGAGAUGCUGGCGGCUGCCUGUGCCGUGGGAGUGGGCUGCUGCUUCGCUGCCCCCAUCGGAGGUGUGUUGUUCAGCAUUGAAGUAACGUCCACCUUCUUUGCGGUGAGGAACUAUUGGAGAGGUUUCUUCGCAGCCACCUUCAGUGCCUUCAUCUUCAGAGUGCUGGCUGUCUGGAACAGAGACGAAGAGACCAUCACAGCACUUUUUAAAACCCGUUUCCGGCUAGACUUUCCCUUUGACCUCCAGGAGCUUCCUGCCUUCGCUGUCAUUGGCAUCGCCAGCGGUUUCGGCGGCGCUUUGUUCGUCUACCUGAACCGACUGAUCGUCCAGUUCAUCAGGAAACAGAAGGCCAUCAACAGGUUCCUCAUGAAGAAGCGUCUGCUGUAUCCAGCGCUGGUCACUUUGCUUAUUUCCACGCUCACAUUUCCUCCUGGAUUUGGACAGUUCAUGGCUGGAAAGCUGACCCAGAAGGAGUCUCUGGUGACGUUACUGGACAACAGGACGUGGGCCAAGCAGGGCAUCGCCGAGGACUUCGACUACAUCGGACACUCCCAGGCCUGGAAACAUCCGCAGCUCAAUGUCUUCGUCACGCUGGUCCUCUUCAUCGUCAUGAAGUUCUGGAUGUCUGCCCUGGCCACCACCAUCCCCGUGCCCUGCGGAGCCUUCAUGCCAGUAUUUGUCAUUGGGGCAGCCUUUGGUCGUCUGGUUGGAGAGAGCAUGGCAGCUUGGUUCCCAGAUGGCAUUCACACAGAUGGUACCAUCUACCCCAUAGUGCCUGGAGGCUACGCUGUCGUGGGUGCUGCAGCCUUGUCGGGAGCGGUCACCCACACGGUUUCCACUGCGGUCAUCGUGUUCGAGCUGACUGGCCAGAUCUCCCACAUCCUGCCGGUGAUGAUAGCGGUGAUCCUGGCCAACGCCGUGGCCCAGUCCCUGCAGCCGUCCCUCUACGACUCCAUCAUCAGGAUCAAGAAGCUGCCCUACCUCCCCGAGCUGGGCUGGGGUCACCACGAGAAAUAUAAUAUUCGUGUGGAGGACAUUAUGGUGCGGGAUGUGCGGUACAUCACACUCAACUGCUGCUACCGAGACCUGCAUAAUGUCCUGCUGACGGGCCACCUCAAGACUCUGGCGCUGGUGGAAUCAGCUGAGUCGAUGAUCCUGUUGGGCUCCAUCGAGCGCGCUCAGCUCCAGUCGCUGCUCUCACAGCAGCUCGGUCGGCCCAAACGGCUGGAGUACAUCAGGGAGCGAGCCGCCGCCGAGAAGAAGCGUCUGUCUGUUGUGUCCAUCCCGGGCAGCGAGGACGGCGGCCAGCGGGCCAGUCAGGAGGUCCGCUUCCAGAUCUCUACUGAGGAGUCGUCCUUCAGUCCGACUCGUCCGGUGCCUCAAAAGCCCCUUAAACCUGCUCUGAAGAGACCCUCGGUGGUGGAGAGACCCACCGAGCUCCCCACCAGCCCACAGGAUAAUUCAGGCAUUGCUUUGAAGAACCUGUUCUGCGCCAGUCCAGACACAGAAGGCCUGGAGGAUGACGGAGACGUGGAAGACGACAUGACCAUCAGAGAGAUUGCCGAGUGGGAGGAGAAGCAGCUUGAUGAGCAGGUCAACUUCAACAACUGCAAGAUCGACCCCGCCCCGUUCCAGCUGGUGGAGCGCACGUCGCUGCACAAGACCCACACCAUCUUCUCCCUGCUGGGCCUGGACCACGCCUACGUCACCAGCAUCGGGCGCCUCAUCGGUGUCGUGUCCCUCAAAGAGCUUCGCAAAGCCAUCGAGGGCUCAGUGACGGUGAAAGGCGUGAAGGUUCGUCCGCCUCUGGCCAGCUUCCGUGACAGCGGCACCAGCAGCAGCGAGAACGAGGCCACCGAGCUCCACAAGCUGUGGGAUCGCCACAAGAGCAUGUCGCUGCCGCGCGAACACACCCCGUCCGAGUCCGACGAGAAGUCCCAGUGAGGGGACGCCGAGGAGGAAGAAGAGCAGGUGGAGGAAGAGGAAGCGUUGAGGUCUUCAAUCUCCCAAAGCCACAAAAAUGCAAAAAUCCUCAGGGCUUAGGAUCAAUAUUUAAUUCUGGAAAGAGUUCUACUGCUACGCCAGCCUCCUCCUCGCCGCCCUCCUCACCUGCUCCUCUGCCUCCCCCUCCACCUCCUCCUUCGCUUCACGGACCACCCAGUGCUUUCUCCAGGAGCCUUGCACUGACCCAGCCAGACACUCCACGGGGGGAGUGGAGCCCAACCCAACCUGUGCCCUGCUCUCCGUUUUCCCUUUGGAACCCACAGCAGAGAGAAUGUGGAUUUGGGGGAAAAGAAGAAAAGACACACGUUGGUUGAGUCCAACAGGGACCUGGGACUGGGUGGGCAUCUUUUAAAAAGGGAUGUUUUUUUUAGACUUUGUUUAGCUUGUGUAUGGUUAGAGUUGGGAUCAAAGUUUGGACCUGCAAACGCUGUCUUUGAAUGAGUCUUCCACUUCAGUAGAGAAAUUCAUCAGCGACGACAAGGAAGAAUCCUGUACUGUAUGCGUGGACUGUGCGUGUUUAAAUGAGAAAAUGUGAGCGUGCAUGACGAGGCAGGAAGCAAACGACUAUUUCUUAUAGGAUUUUUUUUUUAUUAUUGCCUUUAGAACAAAUUGCGUUCUUUGUUUUCCUGCUUGAAUCAUUUUUAUUUCUGACUGAUCAGGUGGUCUGGGUUUGACUGGAAUUUGUCAUUUCUUUGUAAAUUACACUACGGCUUGUCCCGCUGACAAGCGACGGACUCAUCAGGAGACACAUGCCUUAGUUUUCUUUUCCUCUCGAUGUCCAUCCCCUCACUGCGAGUCUUAACGGUCGGGUUGAGAGCACAGCCUAUGCAAGCAGACACGCCGGUUGGCAGCGACGGAGGCACCUGUAGCCCGUUCAGAACACACACUCCUCUCACACUGUAGCUACAGCCUUGGGCGACGCAAGGCAGACGCAUAGAAACGCACACAAACAUGCUGCAGCGGUGCACUCGGAGAGGUUUUCUCCUUAUCUAAAUAUAGCCCUUAAUAAGCGUUCCCGAGAAGGCUGAGGCGGAUGGAGAGGGCAGGAAGCGAGGGGGAAGGAGGGAGGACGAGCAGGGAGCAAAUGGAUGGCUGAAAGAAUGAAGACAUCAUUACUUAACCAGCUGCUCUGGGCCCUCUCAUCAAUCUGCCUUUGAUUGCCAUGUUAGCUAACCUCCAUUACUUUGUAUCUGAGACACAAGCCCAGCAGCUGCAUGAUGUAACGGUCCACAGGGUCCGGCUGCACAUCCAGCCGCCGCUGGCCAAGUGUGAGCAGAACCGGCUUGAUUAAUGCAGAGCGGCCGUUUGAGCGAACUGAAGAAUCGUCCGGUGUGAUUAAGCGGCUAAAGGAAAUCCAUAAGUGACCAACAGGGAGCUCUGGAAGAUGUUCUUUAAUCAUUUGGUAUCCAGCUAGUUCACCAGCCGCGUCCUCAGUAAAUCGCCGCUGCAGCUUCCACACAGCGACAGACUGAACCGGCAGCGCGAGGCGGCGACGUUUAACCGCGGCGUGGUUUCUGAUUUCUGACCUGACAGAUAAUGUAAAGUACUCAGUCUUUAAUAAUUCAUGUGUGCCGUAAUGCUCUCUGCUCAUCAACAGAAACACACUCCUUUGUUUUCCUUCCAGCCCUCCGUCUGUCUCGCCUCCAAACAUCCUUUAUAAAAACACACUCCUGUUGUUUGAACCCUACUUUGAGUUGAGACCAGUUGAGUACGACCACUACUGCAGAACUACAGCUUGGAUGCCUUAAACACGCCCUCACACACUCCCAGCUCCACCUCGAUGCAUUGCAUGGAUUUUAUUGAGUUCGGUGGCGUCUUGUCUUGAACCCGCCCUGCACACGGUGACGCAGCAUGGCUUUGCAUGACAGUGUGCAUGUGGGGUUUGUUUUAUAUGACGAAAAUGUACCAAAUACAAACGCUAGACAGAAACGGACGAGCGAAUGAUGUCUCAGUUUGCCAUCUUGUGCCUGUAUUUUCUUACCGUCUUCGGCAUCUUCCGCUCAUCCAGCGAGCUUUAUUCACGGCCUGAUGUUCAGCUGGGGGUGGAGUCUUUAGGUUAGCGAACUUAUACUUACAGAUUAAUAUAUUUAAUAUCAUCCUUGUAAUAUAAAAAUCAUAAUUUAAUGUCUUAACCGAUCCUUACUUGUCGUCUGUUCCCUGUUUUAUGGUAUUUGUUGUUGCAUUUGAUGAUUUUGAAGUUGAUUAUCAUGCUGUUCUUUGUGGGGUUGUUGUUUUUUUUAUAUAUUUUAACAUGCUGUCUGGAACAUUUCUACGAUGGUAGACGUUGUAAAUGACACUAAUGUCUGGGUGAAGGCAGCCUGAUGGGAGAACAGAAGCGAUGUAGACGUGGACGGGGCCGGCAUGCCGGCGAGGUGUUGGUUCCAUAAGUGCCUCCUCUGCUCCAUAGCGACCAAGCUGGUUUUCUAGUCAUGUAGACGAGGCACUUUUUCACGCACGCAGAUAUGUAAGUGGAUGAUGUUUCGGCGCGGUGUGCAUUUAUCACCAUGGCAACCUGUCACCCCCCCUCCAUAUGCGCUCGCCCGGGGGACCGACUGAGAUCCACUGAUUUGGUUUCUGUUCAUUUGUUUGUGCUUUUCAUCGAUUUUCAUUACGUCGCCUUCUGCCACAGCCUCCCCCCCCAUCCUCCUCCUCCUCCGCCAACAUUUCCCAAUGUUUCAUCUCAUUUGCUCGCAGACGCAUACAGACCGAGCUAGAUGCAUAUUUAUUAGUCCUUAUUAAUCACAGAGUAGAAGUUGUACAUUUCUUUUUGUUGUCGUUCUUUUUACCGAUGAUCUACUUGUUGGGUAAUCAGUUUGUGCAAUAACAGUUGUUCAUCUCACUUUGUAACCCAGUUUUAAUUGAUGACAUGAAUGCAAGAUAACCUUAUUUUUGUAAAGAAACCUGAAAAGUGUAAAAAGACGUAUGUAUAUGAGGAGAACCGACGCUCACACGGAGCCCGUGUGUGAUGAAGUGAUGUUCGAACGACAGUUUGGAGGGCAGGGUUUCCCAAAAGCUUCUGGUCAGCUCGGCAGAAUCAGCGUUGAAAUAUUUAACACACUGUUUGCACCUUGAGGUCUUGAAGAAAAAUGGCUUUGAUUCUUUGUUUUGGCUUUUGGGAAACCUUCACCCGGUCUGGUCUCAGAGGGCUCUGUGGUGAAUCCUGCUGCAUGGACGUUCAGACACCGAGUCAGUUCUGUGUCGCUCCCCUCCAUCCUCUCCUUCAGUCUGAGGGGCUUCGAUAAGACCAGAUCCUCACAUCAGCUGUUGAGGGUUAUCUUUUAUUCACUCCUUAGGGCUCUUAGGGACUGUACAUUGUAUAUACUGGAGGCCUCCACUACGGCAAACCCUGAGGGCCAAACCAGACGGAGCUGAACAAAAUCCAGAGCUAUUUUUCACACCGAAAAAUGAAAUAUUGUUUUUGUAUAUCAGUGACGAAUAAAUGAGAUUUUAACAAACAAGCAGA
Messenger RNA from Stegastes partitus (bicolor damselfish), 6291 nucleotides. RefSeq names its product chloride channel protein 2-like. Bases 84 to 2768 code for a protein of 894 amino acids. Gene Ontology annotation, molecular function: voltage-gated chloride channel activity. The transcript is spliced from 24 exons. Lineage: Eukaryota; Metazoa; Chordata; Actinopteri; Pomacentridae. The record is from RefSeq and is a predicted model, not a curated record. Gene Ontology annotation, cellular component: plasma membrane. Gene Ontology annotation, biological process: transmembrane transport; chloride transport.